Molecule: messenger RNA, 486 nt
Organism: Notodromas monacha
Lineage: Eukaryota; Metazoa; Arthropoda; Ostracoda; Podocopida; Cyprididae
Source: the annotation of a GenBank genome assembly
UAUUUUCUUUGAAAGGUUUGCCAACACGAAAAUCAAAAUGAUGAAACACGCGCUCGUUUUCCUUGCGGUAUCCAUGGCAUUCACGAUCGCGAAAAACGUGGUAGACGUAAAUGCCUUACCAACAACGUCUACCGAUUUUCCAAGCACGGGUUCCGCGAAUAUUGAAACCAGUUCGGUGAACGAGACGGAUGGCACACCAACUGAGAAGAAGAACGGAGCUAAUUCCGGGAUUUGCGCAUCCGAAUGCACCCAGCAUCUGCAUUGCGAAGGCGAAUGCGACUUUUGUCUAAUGCAACCGAAACGAGGAGAACGACCCAGACUGAUGACCAAGUUGCACAAGCCAACUGGAGAAAAGUACCUACACUUCGUCGGAACGUGCGUCAAGAUUGUUACGAACUCCACCAAACCCCAGAAUAGAAUUUUUUAGUUUCAAUCGCUAAAUUGAUGACGAAAACAUGGAUGUGAGUAAAGCUGUUCAUAAACUCA